This is a messenger RNA of Penicillium hordei, 963 nucleotides long. RefSeq names its product Zn(II)2Cys6 transcription factor domain-containing protein. Gene Ontology annotation, biological process: regulation of DNA-templated transcription. Gene Ontology annotation, molecular function: zinc ion binding; DNA-binding transcription factor activity, RNA polymerase II-specific. The record is from RefSeq and is a predicted model, not a curated record. Bases 1 to 963 code for a protein of 320 amino acids. Lineage: Eukaryota; Fungi; Ascomycota; Eurotiomycetes; Eurotiales; Aspergillaceae. The transcript has a single exon.
AUGGGUACCGAAUACCGUUUUGAACAUACGCUCCAAGAAUCCGGUGGGAACGAGGGAAUGCUAUGCCAACGAGUCGAAAAGAAAUUCCGGCCAAGGCGAGCCAAAUGGGCUUGUUAUGCCUGCCACAAACGAAAAGUGCGUUGUGAUGCACUAAACCAAGGCACAUCUUGCACCAAUUGCAGACAUAAUAUGAAGGAAUGCGUUCCUCCGCCGCAAAGGAGAAAAAGGACAACAGCCCCGACUCCAUAUACUCCUGGCGAAGUUAGGGCAGAUAAAACGCCACGAUCACCACAAUCACCACAUGUAUCACAACAUCCCACAAUACCAGACACUAAGUGCAAUGACGUCCAGUCAAAUACCGCCGAUGCAUCACCACGGAAAAGGAAAAGCGAGCCUCAAAGCUUGGCGUUUCCAUGUACCAGUCUGCAGAAAGGACGUGCUGGUGAAGGCUCCUUACACAGUGUGGACAAUGAAGUCGGGCUAUGGAUGGAAAUGUUACCUCCAAACCCUUCAGAACAGCUCGAGCUACGUUCUACGAAAGACAUUUCGAGCCCCCAUCGAGAUACCAUUGACGGACUCAACCCGGAACAGUUUCAUCACAGAUGCUCGGAAAAGUUGCUCCAGGCUGUAGACAUCCUGACUGAAGUCAUUCUCAUGCACAAUUCACUUUCAACACACACUGAGUCAUCCGUUCUUACCACCCAUCCAGCAGCUGAGACUCAUUCCGUCGCCGAAAAUCAAGUAGAGGGUGAUGCACCAAAUAAAGAGAACGUGGAAUACUCAUCUGUCUUUCAUCAGCUUGGGGAGAAUAUAUGGGAUACCGAGAACACAUUGGAUGGAAUUUCGGUUUUGACCCCCGAGUCCCUCGAAUUCGUGGCUGCAUCGAAUUACAAUAUUUGGUUGGAAUUGAAUGACUUUGACCUCGAAGCUCCUUCAUCGCUGGGUUCAUAUGAUGCCGAAUAA